CUCUCUUCUCUGCUCCUUCUUAUUACCCUCUCUCUUUCUCUGUCCCCUUUCUUCAACGAGAGCCACCUUCAGAGAUGGAGACUCGUGCCGCCGCAAAGAGGAGGGCCAUCACCGCAAACCUCACUGAGACUCAACCCCUCAAGAGGAAGCGCGUUGUGUUGGGUGAAAUUACCAAUUUUCCUACUGAAAAUUUGAAUACUCAGAAACCAAAAUCCAAAUGCCUCAACAAUGCCAAGCCCAAGAAAGCCUCUGUCGCCGACAAGAACAUGAAGGUUGUGAAGGAGAAAGAGAAUGUGCUUAAUGAUGAAGAUGACAAGCUCAAUGUUGACCCUGUUGCCUCUGAUAUCUAUCUGUACCUUCGGAAGAUGGAGUUGGAGAAGAAUAGAAGACCGAGAGUUGAUUACCUUGAGAGGAUUCAGAAAGAUGUAACUGCGAACAUGAGAGGGAUUUUGGUGGAUUGGUUAGUGGAAGUUGCAGAGGAAUACAAGCUUCUCUCUGACACACUAUAUCUUUCAAUUUCUUACAUUGAUAGGUAUCUCUCCACGAAUCGUGUCACCAAGCCUUAUCUUCAGUUGCUCGGUGUUUCAUCAAUGCUCAUUGCCGCGAAAUAUGAAGAGAUUAAUCCUCCUCAUGUGGAGGAGUUCUGCUUUAUCACUGAUAACACAUACAAGAAAUCAGAGGUAGUGGAAAUGGAAGCUAACAUACUGAACUCUUUGAAUUUUGAAAUGGGUAGCCCAACUAUUAAGACCUUUUUAAGGAGGUUUAAUGAGAUUGCUUGUGAGAGUCAAAAGGGUCAAAAGUUGCAGUUUGAGUUUCUGUGUUAUUACCUUGCUGAACUAAGCUUGUUGGAAUAUGGAUGUUUGAAGUUCUUGCCUUCUUUGGUGGCUGCUGCUGUUAUAUUUCUUGCUAGAUUUAUCAUGUCGCCUAAAUCGAACCCCUGGACUUUAACCCUUUAUGACCGCACUGGAUAUGAUUCACUUCAGUUGAAAGAAUGUGUUCUGAUCUUACUUGACUUGUAUUUGGGAAGAAGGGGAGCAUGCUUCGAAGCUAUUAGGAAGAAAUACAAGCAGCAUAAGUUCAAGUAUGUGGCAAACUUUCCUUCCCCUCCCCAGAUACCGAAUUCAUGCUUUGAAGAUGACUUUUAUGAAGAAAACUUUUAUGAGUGAUGCUAUAUAGGGUGUAGUGUUAAUGAUCAUCAAGGAUAUGGACACAUGAUAACAGUGUUGGCCUUUUGAGUUAAGAAUGUAAAUCCUUUUGAGAUUACCCUAGACAUAGAAGUGAAAGUUAUGGUGAUUUUACUAUUUGUUUUAAUGAUUAUAUACCAUUGUACAAAUGGGAAUUUUGUAAACCAAUUUCUGUUCAUUAAUACGAUUUGGCAUCUCUUAUUAGGCCUC
Molecule: messenger RNA, 1394 nt
Organism: Arachis stenosperma
Lineage: Eukaryota; Viridiplantae; Streptophyta; Magnoliopsida; Fabales; Fabaceae
Product: putative cyclin-A3-1
Exons: 8
Coding region: 75-1166 (363 amino acids)
Biological process (GO): regulation of cyclin-dependent protein serine/threonine kinase activity; mitotic cell cycle phase transition
Cellular component (GO): cyclin-dependent protein kinase holoenzyme complex; nucleus; cytoplasm
Molecular function (GO): cyclin-dependent protein serine/threonine kinase regulator activity
Source: RefSeq, a predicted model, not a curated record